CGGAGCAUCAGUCGCAAACUAAACUACCAACAUGAAAUUCGUGAUCCUCGCCUGCGUGGCCGCCGUGGCCGUCGCCGCCCCCCAGUACGCCUACGAGACACCCGCCCCGACCUACCUCGCCCCCGCCGCCUCCACCCGCGACGAGUCCGCUGAGAUGAUCGAGUUCAUUCCUAUCCUGAGGGACGAUCGCGUCCACGAGGACGACGGAAGGUACAACCUCGACGUGGAGACUGCCAACGGCAUCUCCAUGUCCCAGUCCGGCUCUCCCGACGGUCCCGACGGCGCUAUCGUCAAGGCAGGACAGUACUCUUACACCGCCCCUGACGGCUCUCUGAUCGAGAUCAAGUUCGUGGCCAACGAGAACGGAUUCCAGCCCCAGGGCGCCCACCUGCCCGUGGCUCCCGAGUUCCCCCACCCGAUCCCUCAGUUCGUCCUCGACCAGAUCGCCUUCGCCGCCGAGGAGGACGCCGCCCGUGAACGUGCUGAGGCUCAGGCUUCCGCCCCCGCGCCCACCACGCUCUACGGCCAGCCUCAGUAGACCGAUGGCUGAAAUCUGUGAUAUUUAUAAUAUUUAUGAGAUUGAUUAAACGACGCUAUGCUGAAACGAAUAAAAGAAUUUCGAUCA
Penaeus vannamei (Pacific white shrimp) is the source of this 625-nucleotide messenger RNA. The record is from RefSeq and is a predicted model, not a curated record. Lineage: Eukaryota; Metazoa; Arthropoda; Malacostraca; Decapoda; Penaeidae.